CGCUGGUGCGUGACUGGAAAGGUGCAGCGCGCGGUGUCAAGCCUAGUUCGACGCUGCGCGGACACGCGAGCCACAGGAGCGCGUUUGGCGAGGCGCGCCGAGUACGCGCUCGCGAUUCAGCCUGCAGCAUGUUCUGAAGACUCUGGGACAAGAGCACUGACAUUUCAUUUGCUCGUUUGGACCUAUUUUUUCCAACCCAAUCUUAAAACAACAAAAACUUUUUCGCUUCUUUGCUGAAAUGCUUUUACCUCUGAUUAUUUACUGAUCAUGGAUCCUCUAUACAUCACUUCGCAAAACUCAAGCAGCAACGGGACCAGCGGUUCACUGGUCAAUGACACGGACACGUUCUCGAACCAGUUCGUUCAGCCGGUGUGGCAGAUAGUUCUGUGGGCCAUCGCGUACUGCUGUAUAGUUCUGGUGUCAGUUGUUGGAAACAUCACUGUCAUCUGGAUCAUUUUAGCGCAUAAGCGCAUGAGAACUGUGACCAACUAUUUUCUAGUCAAUCUUGCGUUCGCAGAGGCUUCCAUGUCGGCUUUCAAUACCGUUAUUAACUUUGUGUAUGCAGUGCACAACGAGUGGUACUUCGGACUUGUUUACUGCAGAUUUCACAACUUCUUUCCAAUAGCAGCUGUCUUCGCUAGUAUUUACUCUAUGACAGCAAUAGCCCUGGACAGGUACAUGGCUAUCAUCCACCCACUCCAGCAGCGCCUGUCGUCCGCUGAGACCAAGCUGGUGAUGGGGGUGAUCUGGGCCCUUGCGCUGCUCCUGGCUUUCCCCCAGUACUAUUUUUCCAGCACCGCUCAGCUGCCAGGACGUGUUGUGUGCUACAUCAACUGGCCAGAGUACAGCGUGUGGGAUUUUCAAAAGACGUAUUACGUCUGUGUGGUUGCGCUUAUCUACUUUCUGCCUUUGCUCAUCAUGGGUUGUGCUUACCUGGUAGUGGGAUGUACUCUCUGGGCUAGUGAGAUUCCUGGAGACUCUUCAGACCGCUAUCGAGAGCAGCUAACCGCCAAACGGAAGGUGGUGAAGAUGAUGAUUGUCGUUGUGUGCACCUUCGCCAUCUGCUGGCUGCCCUACCAUGUCUACUUCCUGCUGCACCAGUUCCUUCCCCACUUGUUUGAGGAACGGUACAUCCAGCAGGUGUACUUAGGAAUCAUGUGGCUUGCCAUGAGCUCCACCAUGUACAAUCCCAUCAUCUACUGUCUUCUCAAUGACAGGUUUCGAGCUGGAUUCCAGCAGGCAUUCUCCUGGUGUCCUUGUGUCCCUCAAGGCUCAUAUGAAGGUCUGGAGCUCAAGUCAACUCGCUAUCUUCAGACGCAGGCCAGCAUUUACCGCGCCAGCCGAAUGGAGACCACAGUAUCCACAGUGAUGCCGGUAAUCGAGGGGGACCUUCAGGAGAAUACAAAUCGAUGUUCCGUAGAUCUCACAUCUAAUGGUUCUUCACAAAGCGCGUCCAAGACUGUAUCAGAGUCAUCCAGCUUCUAUUCUAGCAACAAUUUAGCUUAAAAAAGGAAUGUAGGGAAUACUUUCAGUGUUAAAAUAGCAAUCUUCUAAGGAGAAGGGCAAAUGAUACAUGUUCCAGAGAAGGUCGUAACGUGAGAUGCAACAAACCAAAACAGGUUUUUAGGUUUUCUUGGGGAUGAAAGGCUAAUAUGUUAAAACUUCAUAGUAUAUUGGUCAACGUAACAUCUAAAGUCUUUGUGUUUACUCGAGGAAAAAUCAUCCCUUUAAGUGUUCAACCCAAUCAGCAUUUGCUCCAGGACCCAUGGGUUUGUUUAGGAAAACUUGACCAGCUGAUCCCCUUGGCAACGAUCUGUCUGUCGUCACUGCUGGUUGUUAAUGGUACGAUAGCCAAUGUGACGACGUGGAAGGAUCUGCACCUGUUGUUGCAUAUUACUGGACUACGAAGACGACAAUGUAAAGGAUUUGUCUGGAAGGCAGAGGGUCAUGAUAAAUAUAGCGCAGCGAGAGACUUUGAACUAACAUAGCUACUUCCAUUUAUAUCGCCAUAAUUCUCUGUUAAAUCCGGAGUUUAUUAUUAGCAUGCUGUUGAGUAUCAGUUGCAGCUAUACUGCCUUUACAAAGAAGACCAUGUUAAAUACAUUUUAAUGUGGUUAUAUUUAUUUUUAUAUUUUAAGUCUAUCAUUUUUUUGUAUCUUUCAAUAACAGUGUUAUUUAUGUAAAUGAAAACCUAGCUUUUGUUUUGUGGCCACCGAUUGUUUUAUCUUAUAUAUGUAUAAAAAGACAUUCAGACAUAGAUAUUCAUAGAGGUUGUGUAUUGUACAUACAAGGGCAUAAUGUCAAUUUUGAUAUGUCUAGCGAUACAGCUUGUACAGAAAUUCCUGCGACAACUACAGAUCGUUUUCAGCAUUAUCAAAAUCUAGAUUCCAGUAAGUUCUAGUUCUAUGUGAGGUCCAUUUGCUUGCAUAGUGGUUGUUGUACAUCGGUGUAUAAUAUCAUGAUGUUGUUUGGCGUGGCUUGUGCUUGCUUUACAUGCCUUUUCAGCCCAAAUUGUAGAGGCUCUUGCUUUGUUGGGCAGGUGUGGGAGCUGCUUUGAUGCUUGCAGAGGAACAAAAGAGCAGCGAUGUUGCACCUUUUGAACUGCUGUGCAGCUGCAUGCACUAGCAUCUCCACUAUCGUGAUAUCUCAGCCCUCUUAAUGGACACAUGUUAAAACUGACAGAAACACAGUACUCGUUAGACUUGCUUUUACAUAAUGCGACAAAUCACCAGCUGCAUGUUCUCUUUUUUUUUAUCCUAUUUGAUUUGUGUUGCAUUCAUUGUCCCAACCAGAUUUUUGAAGGCCAGAUAUUUUAUCAUAAACACAUUUUUGGGACCAUAAUAUUAAGGUUAUGCAUUAUAUGAGGACAUACAGUAUAUGAGAUUGAAUGGGUCCAUUUCUGUUCAAUUUGAGAUCUAGAAGGUAUUAAGAAGCUUAGUAUGCUCUAAAAGUUAAGUUGAUUUCAUUUUUAGCAGACACACAUUUAAAAUCUACGGUCUUUCUUUCUCUAGAAUAUGGACCAAACAUGUUAAUUCAUGUUGUCCCUGUUGAAAAAACCAGCAUAUGCUGGUUAGGUAUGUUUUGAAGCAUGGCUGCUGGUUUGAGCUGGUUUAAGCUGGUCAUGUGCUGGUCCUAAUCUGGUCCUAAG
Onychostoma macrolepis is the source of this 3148-nucleotide messenger RNA. RefSeq names its product tachykinin receptor 1b (gene tacr1b). The coding region runs from base 268 to 1506 and encodes 412 amino acids. The record is from RefSeq and is a predicted model, not a curated record. Lineage: Eukaryota; Metazoa; Chordata; Actinopteri; Cypriniformes; Cyprinidae. Gene Ontology annotation, cellular component: plasma membrane; sperm midpiece. The transcript has 5 exons. Gene Ontology annotation, biological process: G protein-coupled receptor signaling pathway; positive regulation of flagellated sperm motility. Gene Ontology annotation, molecular function: substance P receptor activity.